Molecule: messenger RNA, 1610 nt
Organism: Hyaloscypha bicolor E
Lineage: Eukaryota; Fungi; Ascomycota; Leotiomycetes; Helotiales; Hyaloscyphaceae
Product: phenylalanine-tRNA synthetase
Exons: 2
Coding region: 13-1476 (487 amino acids)
Biological process (GO): phenylalanyl-tRNA aminoacylation
Cellular component (GO): mitochondrion; cytoplasm
Molecular function (GO): phenylalanine-tRNA ligase activity; ATP binding; tRNA binding
Source: RefSeq, a predicted model, not a curated record
UCCACGUUUGCCAUGAAGCAUCUCACCAGGAGACACCGCGUCUCUGCCGGUACUGAGGCGUUGGCCUUAUUUGUUGGCUUGUCCAAUGCUGCUUCACGAAGACUGGUGGCAUGCACCCAGUGCCGGUAUAAUUCCACAGGGACAAGCCCUUCUGGAAAUGUGACUGUCGAUGGCAAAUCAUACCAAACAGAUGAAUGGCAUAACCUGUCUUCAAACAUUACUGCUUCGAUUUCACGAAGAUUGCAUGUCCAAAAAGAUCACCCUAUUUCCAUAACACGAUCAAUCAUCGAAUCCCGUUUCCCGAGUCCAACCUUCAAAUACCACAACAACUUCUUUCCAGUUGUCUCUACCCAACAGAACUUCGAUUCCUUAGGCUUUCCAGUAGAUCAUCCUGGGAGGAGCAAGACGGAUACAUAUUAUAUCAAUCAAGAAACCGUCCUUCGAACCCAUACAAGCGCACACCAAGCUGAUGUGUUCCGGGCAAACGAAAGCGAAGGUUGGCUCAUUAGUGCAGAUGUCUACAGAAGAGAUGCAAUUGACCGUAGUCAUUACCCGAUCUUCCACCAGAUGGAGGGUGCGAGGAUGUGGGAUAGAACAAAGGCGCCCAAUGGAGACAUCGCAGCAGCAGUCUUAAAAGACAUUGAAGCUUUGCCCAAGCAUUCCAUGAAAGUCGAGGAUCCUAAUCCGCCUACUCAUCCAGAACGAAACCCUCUCCAAAAAGAACAUUCUCUGACCGAGGCAGAAGCAAUUGCAGCUCAUUUGAAGAAAUCUCUCGAGUUGGUUGUUGUGGAGAUAUUUUCUCGAGCAAAGGCUGCUGCUGUUUCUGCGAACCCGGAUUUUGUGGAUGAGCGACUAAAGGUCCGCUGGAUCGAAGCAUAUUUCCCCUUCACCAGUCCUUCUUGGGAGCUUGAGAUUUUCUGGCAAGGAGAUUGGCUUGAAGUCCUGGGCUGUGGUGUUGUAAAACAAGAUAUCAUGGACAAGGCCGGCCAGCCCCAGCAGUUAGGAUGGGCUUUUGGGAUGGGCCUGGAACGUAUCGCUAUGCUGCUUUUCGAAAUCCCAGACAUUCGUCUAUUCUGGUCGAAAGACGAACGAUUUCUGGGGCAGUUCAGGGGCCUUUCAGAGAAUUUGGAUAAUCUGAGACGAUUUGUACCAUUCUCGAAAUUCCCGUCUUGUUACAAGGAUGUAGCAUUCUGGCUACGGUCAUCGUCCUCUUCAGCCGGGGGUGGGUCAAGAGCAAAUACUCAAGAUUUCCAUGAAAACGAUGUGAUGGAGAUUGUGAGAGAUAUUGGUGGCGAUGUCGUUGAGGAUGUCGCUAAGGUUGACGAAUUUGCUCACCCGAAGACCGGGAGGAGGAGCUUGUGCUACAGGAUCAAUUAUAGGAGUCUGGAGCGGACUUUGACGAAUGAAGAGGCCAACGGAUAUCAUGAACAAGUUCGGAAAGCUCUGGUAGAGAAAUUGGGGGUUGAAUUGAGAUGAGAAGACCUCGGAGCAGAGAUGUAGGUAACAGUAAAGGCGCUGACCGGGUUUGCAAAAAGCGUCAACUGUUUGUAAUUUUAUGUCAAAAUUACCCAAUUGAAAGCUCUACUCACUCCAUUUGUACGAAAUUCGAC